Molecule: messenger RNA, 3039 nt
Organism: Podarcis muralis (Common wall lizard)
Lineage: Eukaryota; Metazoa; Chordata; Lepidosauria; Squamata; Lacertidae
Gene: PIBF1
Product: progesterone immunomodulatory binding factor 1
Biological process (GO): cilium assembly
Cellular component (GO): microtubule organizing center
Source: RefSeq, a predicted model, not a curated record
AGUGCUGCGCGUGUUCGCCACGGGGAGGGGCGACGCUGCGCUUACCCCAAUCCGUUUUUUAAAAAUAAAAUAAAAUAAAAAUUGAAUGGGUUGGUUCUGUGAUAUCAGGCGCAUGAAAAUAUAAGCGACACCCCUUCUAUGGCGUCUUUCAGCUCCGCCCACACGGGCCCGUCUCUUGACUUUUCUAUCUCUACGUUAAAACCGUCACUCCCGUCAUGCCGCGCGAAACGGCGGGAGAAAGGAGCGUCUGGGGCCGAGGAGCGUCGCUCCCGUUACCAUGGCAGCAGGGCCGCCUCCCUCGGCGGCGCGAGGGCCCCGCCAGAGGAGCGCAUGCGCGGUCCGCCGGCUGACGGGGUGUGUGUGUUGUGGAGGAGCCGCGCGGGCGAACUUCUCCCCCUGUUCCCCCUUCUUCUCUUUCUCCUUAGGGCGGUGUAUCUCUUUGCUGCGCGGCUGAGUCAAGGGCAUGUGGAGGCUGCCUGGCUGUUGUCAGAACUCUUUGGGGACCCACAACCCUGCAAGUUACUUGAACUGCAAGUAGAAAGUCUUUGGGCACUGUCGGGAGAAUGUCACGGAAAAGCUCCAGAGAAUCCAAAAAAGUUAAUGUUUCCAGCUCCUUGGAAUUGGAAGAUAUAAGCUUAGAGACAACAGUACCCACUGAUGAUAUUUCUUCCUCAGAAGAUCGGGAAGGUCCCGUCAAAAUUACUAGACAGCUGAUUGAGAGGAAGGAGCUGCUUCAUAAUGUGCAGUUGCUGAAAAUAGAACUUUCCCAGAAGAACUUGAUGUUAGACAACUUGAAGGUGGAAUACCUGACUAAAAUUGAAGAACUGGAAGAAAAACUUAAUGAUGCUCUCCAUGAGAAACAGCUGCUAUCUUUACGACUAGAUAACCAGUUGGCCUUACAGCAAGAAGAUGCUCGAAAACAUCAAGAACUAAUGAAACAGGAAAUGGAAACCAUCUUGCUGCGCCAGAAGCAGCUAGAAAAGAAUAACCAUCAGUUGAGAGAGCGGUCCGGAGAUAUUCGCCGCAGCUUGCGUGACCUUGAAUUGACUGAUGAGUGCUACACCAAACUCAAAUCUCUUCCAGAAGAUGAACUUUCAAUUCCUGAAUAUGUAUCUAUUAUAUUUUACGAAGCAGUACAUCCUUUAAAAAAGGAGCUAAAUGAACUACAGGUAAAGAAGGAUGCAGCAUCUGAAGAACUGAAUGAUUACAAAUCUCAGUUGAAACACUUGAUGGAGAACUAUGAAGCAGAGCGAAGAAAUCGGUCAGAACUAGAAGUCAGAUGCCAGCGUUUAACACUUGAACUAGCUGAUACAAAGCAAAUGAUUCAUCAAGGAGACUAUAGACAAGAGAAUUACGAUAAAGUAAAAGGUGAGCGUGAUGCAUUUGAACAUGAUUUUUCAGAGCUUCGAAGAAAAUACGAAAUAUUGGAAGUAUCACACAAAGCACUAACCAAAGAAAGAAAUGAUUUAUCAAAAGAGGUUGCAGCUUUGCAGCAGUCUGUUACCUUACUGCAAAAAGAUAAGGAUUACCUCAACCGUCAAAACAUGGAGCUUAAUGUUCGCUGUGCUCAUGAAGAAGAUCGUCUUGAAAGGCUUCAGGUUCAGCUAGAAGAUGCUAAGAAGGCCAGAGAAGAAAUUUAUGAGAAAUAUGUCACAUCCAGAGACCAUUACAAAACAGAAUAUGAAAACAAACUGCAUAAUGAAUUGGAAGAAAUAAGGCAGAAGACCUCUCAAGAAAUAGAGCAGCUUCGAAGAGCUACAAAGGAAAUGUAUGAACGUGAAAACAGAAAUUUAAGAGAAGCCAGAGAUAAUGCUGUGACUGAAAGAGAGAGAGCUGUUGCAGCUGAAAGAGAUGCAUUAGGAAAACAUGAGCAGCUUUUAGAACAGUACAGACAACUGCAGAUCAGCACAGAAAGCAAAGUAGCCGAACUUUUCCAUCAGAAUAAACUGAAGUCGUUUGAAAGCGAACGUCUACAGCUGAUGCAAGAAGAAACCUCCAAGAACCUUUCACAGUGUCAGCUGGAAUGUGAAAAAUAUCAGCGAAAACUAGAGGUUUUAACCAAAGAAUUUUAUAAUCUUCAAGCACUGAGCGAGAAACGGAUUUCAGAACUUCAGGCACAAAACUCGGAGUACCAGGCAAGGCUUGACACGUAUGAAAAGCUGGAAAAAGAACUUGAUGAGAUAAUCAUGCAAAGUGCAGAACUUGAAAGUGAAGAAGAGGCAGAAAGAGUUCUGUUCUCCUAUGGAUAUGGUGCAAAUGUUCCCACAACAGCCAAAAGGCGGUUGAAGCAGAGUGUUCAUUUGGCAAGAAGAUUGCUGCAGCUAGAAAAGCAAAACACGUUGCUUGUAAAAGAUUUGGAGCAUCAGAAGGAACAAGUUGCCCAAAUUUCAGAAGAGCGGGAUAGAGGUAAUUCGUUGCUGAACCAAGUACAACAGCCUUACAGGUAUCUCAUUGAGUCUGUACAACAGAGAGAUUCUCAGAUACUUUUACAGAAAGAACAGAUUGCACAGCUUGAGAAGGAUAUUAGUCUUUUAAAUAAAGAAAAGGCGGCUUUGCUGCGUGUCAAGAAUCAAAUGGCAGCAGAUUUAGAAAGACUUCUAAAUCACCGUGAGGAACUGGCUGUGAUGAAACAGAUGUUGAUUCGUCUUCAUGGUAAACCCCAAGGAGAUAGUUUGCCCCAGAAACAGAGUCAAAAUCUGCAUGCAAAAGCCGUAUCAAGUCCAGCAGUCAAUUUGCCUUUUGAACACGAGGAAGGAAAUGUCUUUGCACCCAAACCAACAUUAUUUACAAACGAAGCUCCACUACAAUACUUGAAGAAGGUAAAGCAGAAAAAAGCAUCUUAGGUUAUUAUUUCAAGAAAUAAAUGUUGAUAAUCAUAAUCGUGUUCUAAAAACUACUUAAUUACACACCUCUAUUUUCAUUCCCUUUAUUUCAAAUUUAAAGAGAACUUUUUGAAUCGCUUUUGUCAAUUUCAAAAUUCAUAUACCAGCCCUUGUGCUGAAACGUAGACUAUUAAAGGCAUUUGAAUUUGUUAAUCUG